Lepisosteus oculatus (spotted gar) is the source of this 3053-nucleotide messenger RNA. RefSeq names its product protein O-linked mannose N-acetylglucosaminyltransferase 2 (beta 1,4-) (gene pomgnt2). Gene Ontology annotation, molecular function: protein binding; protein O-acetylglucosaminyltransferase activity. The record is from RefSeq and is a predicted model, not a curated record. Lineage: Eukaryota; Metazoa; Chordata; Actinopteri; Semionotiformes; Lepisosteidae. Gene Ontology annotation, biological process: protein O-linked glycosylation via mannose. Gene Ontology annotation, cellular component: endoplasmic reticulum.
AAAUGGGUCAAAAACAGGUGUACAGAAGUAUUAGAGGUGGGAAUUGUAUCCAACAUUUUUCUCCACACUAAAUAUUUGGAUUGUCAAAAAAAACGGCAUUUCAGGAAUUGUUAGAGAAAACAUGGGUUUUCGACAAAACCAAUACAACAGACCAUUUUGUAGUCAACAUCAGACGGUUCAGAAACAAACAACACAAAACACGUGAAAAGGGCAACAGACAUGAAAUGCGUUUUCACAGGAGCAGGCCUGGCGAUCGGCUGAAAGGAUGAGCGUGCCGCCCCUGGAGCUGUCCGCCAGCUGGCUGUGAUGCGCGGGCCGGGCUGCAGGAUGAACGUGGCGGCGGUGCUGAACGGGCUGCUGGUGUCGGUUCUGGCGGCGGUGCUGUGGAAGUACGCCAGGCUGCGAGAGCACGCGGCCGUGGUGGAGGAGGAGCUGCAGCUGAGCCGCCAGUCCCAGGAGCUCUCCCAGGCCCGGAUCGACUACCACGCGGCGCUGCGGGCCCUGCAGGAGGACGGCACCCGCAUGGUGUGCUCGGGCAAGAUGCACACCGACCGUCUGUGCCGCUUCGACUACCUCUGCUACUCCACGGAGGCGGAGGAGUUCGUCUUCUUCCACAGUAACGCCUCCGUUAUGCUUCCAAACCUGGGCUCAAGGAGGUUCCAGCCUGCCCUCCUGGACCUCUCUUCUGUGGAAGAUCACAACACCCAGUAUUUUAACUUCCUUGAGCUGCCAGCAGCUGCCCUCAAGUUCAUGCCCAAGCCGGUGUUUGUUCCUGACGUGGCGCUAAUCCUGAACCGCUUCAACCCGGACAACUUGAUGCACAUCUUCCAUGACGACCUGCUUCCCAUCUUCUACACCAUGAGUCAGUACUCCGAUCUGGACGAUGAAGCCCGUUUAGUUUUCAUGGAGGGCUGGAAUGAAGGAACGCAUUUUGACCUGUACCGGCUGCUGAGCAAUAAGCAGCCUCUUCUGAAGGAGCAACUGAAGAACUUCGGCAAACUCCUGUGCUUCACUAAGUCCUAUGUAGGAUUGUCAAAAAUAACCACCUGGUACCAGUAUGGCUUUGUUCAACCUCAGGGCCCCAAAGCAAAUAUAUUAGUGUCAGGAACAGAGAUCCGACAGUUCACCAGGUUUUUUAUGGAUAAACUCAACAUUACUAGGGAAGAAGUCUCUGAAAAUGAGGAGUACAUUGUGGUGUUUAGCCGUACCAUCAAUAGACUUAUCAUUAAUGAGGCAGAACUCAUUUUAACUUUUGCCCAGGAGUUUCAAAUGAAGACGAUCGUAGUGUCUUUAGACGAGCACUCCUUUGCAGAUAUAGUGCAGAUAAUUAGUCGAGCAUCCAUGCUUAUCAGUAUUCAUGGUGCCCAACUAGUGACCUCGCUCUUUCUGCCCCGCGGCGCUGUAGUGGUCGAGCUCUUCCCUUACGCUGUGAACCCAGAGCACUACACGCCCUAUAAAACUCUAGCAUCCUUGCCAGGCAUGGAUCUUCAGUAUGUGGCCUGGCAGAACACCAAAGAAGAGAAUUCAGUUGCUUUUCCAGACAGGCCGUGGGACCAAGGUGGCAUAGCUCACCUGGAACAAGAAGAGCAGGAGCGCAUCCUGAAAAGCAAGGAAGUGCCUCGCCACCUGUGCUGCCGCAACCCGGAGUGGCUGUUCCGAAUAUACCAGGACACGAAGGUGGACAUCCCUUCGCUCCUGGAAGUCCUAAGGCAGACCGUCAAGUCUAAACCUGCUCUGAAGAAAGCGAAGCCAGCCAGCACUGUUCAUCCUGGUAGAGUGAGGGAACCCCGGUGUCAGGCAUCUGUUCAAGGAUCCAACGAGGCCAAGCUGACGGUGUCCUGGCAGAUUCCCUGGAAUCUCAAAUACCUGAAGGUCAGGGAGGUCCAAUACGAAGUGUGGAUACAGGAGCAAGGGGAAAACACGUAUAUGCCUUACAUUCUUCCACACCAGAAUUAUACCUUUUCCGAGAACAUAAAGCCUUUUACCACAUAUUUAGUGUGGAUACGCUGCAUUUUCAACAAAACUCUUUUAGGCCCGUUUGCAGAUGUCUUGGCAUGUAGAACCUGAUGUGAGUUUACAGAGGUUGACGAGAGGAAAGUGCCCGCCUCUUCCUGACAAUCAGCGAUGCCGGCAGAAAACGGCCCAUUAUGAAGUUGGAGAUGCUGCCAUCUGAUUUUGUUGUCCUGGUUUAGCUGGCUCAAAACAUGUUUCCUUGUUCCCAAGAAAUAAUUUCUUGUUGUUGUGAUAGUGACAUUUUUAUGCCCAAAAUGCUGUGUAAUUCAGUUCUAUUUUCUAGGGCUUGGUUCAGUGGAAUGAAACCAAAAUGAGGAGGAACAAUUUAAAGGGAAGAGAAAAGUAUAUAGUUAAGUUCAUGCUGAAUAUAUAGUAGAUGCUACACUUGAAGACACCGUUCAUUGCAGUAGACUCUUUUAAAAGUGCUAACAAUUCUAAGGUUCUCCUUAAUUAAUAUUAAAUAUUUUACAAGGAAUUAAUUUAUUAAAAAUGUAUGUGUAUAUGACUCCAUAAUGUUUAGUUUAAUUACUAACUGUUCUAGAUACUAAAUAAGUUAUUUUUUAAAGGUGCAUUGUGUCAAUGUAAUGCAUUUUCCUGUAAAUCAGUUUUAAUGUGGUCAAAGUACAACAUAUUUUCUGUGUUGUGUGAUUUAUUAUAUCUGUAUUAUAGUAUGAAAUUUCCAUUAAUGAUCACCGUGCAAGUGUAUACUAAGCUUUGGAACCAGUAAUUUUUAGAAACUGCUGUAUCAUAGUUUUGUUAAUCAUAUUUCCUUCAUUCCUUCAGACAGGUACAUAUGUAACAUUUUAUAGUACUUCAAAAGACAUAGCCAAAACCAUGAUGGAAAACCAAAGUGUGUAUUAAAACUACUGUUGAUUAUACUGUUCAAACAUCACCUCUGUGUUUUUAACUCAAAUUGCUCUUUGUGUCUUUACCCUCUCUAAGCUGUUGUCAUUGUUUAAUCUUAUUUGCACUAGGUUCUUGAUUGUGGUCUUCUAAAGAAAUGUGAUUUUUUUUUAAUUAAAGGUUGUAUUACGAAAAUA